UCGCCUGCUCGUUCUCGGCGGCCGCUCUCGCUGCGGCUGCGGCUGGGGCUGGGGGCGGCGGCGGCGGCGGCGGGCGGCGCGGGGCGGUCCGGCGGGUUCAAAGAGGAAAACAUGGCGGAAAACAAAGGCGGCGGCGAGGCUGAGAGCGGCGGCGGGGGCAGCGGCAGCGCGCCGGUAACUGCCGGGGCCGCCGGGCCCGCGGCGCAGGAGGCGGAGCCGCCUCUCGCCGCUGUGCUGGUGGAGGAGGAGGAGGAGGAAGGCAGCAGGGCCGGCGCGGAGAGCGGCGCGGCCGGGCCCGACGACGGUGGGGUAGCCGCGGCCUCCUCGGGCUCGGCCCCGGCUGCCUCUGCCCCUGCAGCCUCCGUGGCCCCUGGAGUUCCAGGGGGUGCGGUAUCGACCCCGGCCCCAGCUGCUGCCUCGGCUCCGGCUCCGGCUCCCUCGGCGGGGCCGCCUCCUGGACCGCCAGCCUCGCUCCUGGACACCUGCGCCGUGUGUCAGCAGAGCCUGCAGAGCCGACGUGAGGCGGAGCCCAAGCUGCUGCCCUGUCUUCACUCCUUCUGCCUGCGCUGCCUUCCCGAACCCGAGCGCCAGCUCAACGUGCCCAUCCCGGGGGGCAGUAACGGCGACAUCCAGCAAGUUGGUGUGAUACGGUGCCCAGUAUGCCGCCAAGAAUGCAGACAGAUAGACCUUGUGGAUAAUUAUUUUGUGAAAGAUACAUCUGAAGCUCCUAGCAGUUCUGAUGAGAAAUCAGAACAGGUAUGUACUAGUUGUGAAGACAAUGCAAGUGCAGUUGGCUUUUGUGUAGAAUGUGGAGAAUGGCUGUGUAAGACAUGUAUUGAAGCACAUCAAAGAGUAAAAUUCACUAAAGAUCACUUGAUCAGGAAGAAAGAAGAUGUCUCAGAGUCUGUUGGAGCAUCUGGUCAGCGCCCUGUCUUCUGCCCUGUACACAAACAAGAGCAGUUGAAACUUUUCUGUGAAACAUGUGAUAGACUGACAUGUAGAGACUGUCAGCUAUUGGAACACAAAGAACAUAGGUAUCAGUUUUUGGAAGAAGCUUUUCAAAACCAGAAAGGUGCAAUUGAGAAUCUACUGGCUAAGCUUCUUGAGAAGAAGAAUUAUGUUCAUUUUGCAGCUACUCAGGUGCAAAAUAGGAUAAAAGAAGUAAAUGAAACUAACAAACGAGUAGAACAGGAAAUUAAAGUGGCCAUUUUCACCCUUAUCAAUGAAAUUAAUAAGAAAGGAAAAUCUCUCUUACAGCAGCUAGAGAAUGUUACAAAAGAGAGACAGAUGAAGUUACUGCAGCAACAGAAUGACAUCACAGGCCUUUCCCGGCAGGUGAAGCAUGUUAUGAACUUUACAAACUGGGCAAUUGCAAGUGGCAGCAGCACGGCACUACUGUACAGCAAGCGAUUGCACUCAAACCCGGGGCAUGCUGGACCCUUUCCUGUUGUGUCGGUGCACAACAACCCAGUCAAUCCAACCAGCCCUACUACAGCUACCAUGGCAAAUGCAAAUCGAGGUCCCACCAGCCCGUCUGUUACAGCAAUAGAACUAAUUCCCUCAGUGACCAAUCCAGAAAACCUUCCAUCGCUUCCAGAUAUUCCACCCAUACAGUUGGAAGAUGCUGGUUCAAGUAGUUUAGAUAAUCUACUAAGUAGAUAUAUCUCAGGCAGUCACCUACCCCCACAGCCCACAAGCACCAUGAAUCCCUCCCCAGGACCCUCUGCCCUGUCUCCAGGAUCAUCAGGUUUAUCCAAUUCUCAUACACCUGUGAGGCCCCCUAGUACUUCUAGUACUGGUAGUCGAGGCAGCUGUGGGUCAUCAGGAAGAACUGCUGAGAAGACAAGUCUUAGUUUCAAGUCUGAUCAAGUGAAGGUCAAGCAAGAACCUGGCACUGAAGAUGAAAUAUGUAGCUUUUCAGGAGCUGUGAAACAAGAAAAGACAGAGGAUGGCAGGAGGAGUGCCUGCAUGUUGAGCAGUCCUGAGAGUAGCUUGACACCACCUCUCUCAACCAACCUGCAUCUAGAGAGUGAGCUGGAUGCGUUAGCAAGUCUCGAAAACCAUGUGAAAACUGAACCCACGGAUAUGAAUGAAAGCUGCAAACAAUCAGGGCUCAGUAGCCUUGUUAACGGAAAGUCCCCAGUUCGAAGCCUCAUGCACAGGUCGGCAAGGAUCGGAGGAGAUGGCAGUAACAAAGAUGACGACCCAAAUGAAGACUGGUGUGCUGUCUGCCAAAAUGGAGGGGAUCUCUUGUGCUGUGAAAAAUGUCCAAAGGUCUUUCAUCUAACUUGUCAUGUUCCAACACUUCUUAGCUUUCCAAGUGGGGACUGGAUAUGCACAUUUUGCAGAGAUAUUGGGAAACCAGAAGUUGAAUAUGAUUGUGAUAAUUUACAGCAUAGCAAAAAGGGGAAAACUGUACAGGGGUUAAGCCCCGUGGACCAAAGGAAAUGUGAACGUCUUCUGCUUUACCUCUAUUGCCAUGAAUUAAGUAUUGAAUUUCAGGAGCCAGUUCCUGCUUCGAUACCAAACUACUAUAAAAUUAUAAAGAAACCAAUGGAUUUAUCCACCGUGAAAAAGAAGCUUCAGAAAAAACAUUCCCAACACUACCAAAUCCCGGAUGACUUUGUGGCUGAUGUUCGUUUGAUCUUCAAGAACUGUGAAAGGUUUAAUGAAAUGAUGAAAGUUGUUCAAGUUUAUGCAGAAACACAAGAGAUUAAUUUGAAGGCUGAUUCAGAAGUAGCUCAGGCAGGGAAAGCAGUUGCAUUGUACUUUGAAGAUAAACUCACAGAGAUCUACUCAGACAGGACCUUCGCACCUUUGCCAGAGUUUGAGCAGGAAGAGGAUGAUGGUGAGGUAACUGAGGACUCUGAUGAAGACUUUAUACAGCCCCGCAGAAAACGCCUAAAGUCAGAUGAGAGACCAGUACAUAUAAAGUAAAAUGACAUGAACUUAAAAUCAAUUGUUUAAAAAAAAACAAAGAAAACUUUUUAUUUAAGUGUUGCUGGAAUAUCUUGCCUACAGUGGGCACCUCCUUGAAGAAGCUGAUAGCUUUUUACACAGUAUUAGAGUGAAAUAAUGGACAGAAAACAUAUUCUUAUCAAGAAAGGGGGAGAGAACUCUAUUUACAACUUUAAAAGCAAAAGUGAAAUGAUUUGAAGAUUUCUGUUACUAAAGAGGAUGGUUCUGAUUGUUAGAAUGGGCUGAAGUUCAUGAUCAUUUGGUACUGAUUGGUGCAGGAUACUGAGUGUUUAAGUACUUAAGGGUCAUGUCGCUGGUUAAAUUGUCUCUUUGGACUAGAGAGCACAGCUAUUAAAACAACUUUGAUGCCUCCCUCUGCGCACAUAUACAUACCGGCUUAUUUUCUAGUUAAAAAUCGAAGUUGCUCAGAUUCCACUUUGAUGUCAGUGCAGAUGUGCAUUGGAUCAUGCCGUUACAUUUUUUUCUCAUUUCGAUGCUGUUGGGCCUUAGUUUUUAUAUUGGUUUAAAGAACUAUUCGUACUUAAGAAUCUAGGAAACAUGACCAUUGAUUGUCAUUUAAUCAACUUUAAUAUUCCACUGAAAUAAAUGUGGUAACUUUUCAGUACCAGAUUAUUAACAGUAGCAUUUCCAAAAGACACUUGCACAGACUCACACUUCCCAAUCAAAUCAUCUGACCAUACAGUUAUUCCCAUGAAAGGCAGAAUGUUUGAAAAUUAAUCUAGUUUUCUGUACAUUUAAAAUUUGAUUGAGAAGGUGACAACUGGCUCUUAUCCAGUCUUCCUUCAUAUCAGUUUUCUGAUAGACCACUAUUGGCAAACAGUAAUCUGUCAACUACCAAAUGUGUAAAAUUUUCUGUAUUUCACUUUGUCUUAUUUGUAAAUAGUGAACUAAAACUUCUGGCAGAUCAGCAACAUUUGCUGAGCCUGUUUUUUAAGCUAAUAUGUAUUCUUACUAAUGUUCCUAUCAAGAAUGGAUUUGUAAUAUAUGCUGUCUAUUUCUAAUGUUCACAUUCAUAUUUUGAGGUUCUAUCUUAUUUUAAUAGAGAACAGACUUCUCAGAAAAUCUUCAGAAGCAGCUUAUUAUUAAAAUAUCAAAAUAUUGAAAUAAACCCGGUGGGGUUAGAUUACUCAUCCGUCCACCAAGUGGGACAUUUGCAUGGACUGGGGGCUUAAAGGACUUAAAAGAGACCUGUAAGUAUAUCCUGAAAAUGAGCCAAUCAAUCCCCACUUGAAUGGUUACUGGAGUAAACCCACCUUUACUACCCUGAUUUCAGCACCUGAGGCAGAUAAACCACCUUGGCUCUGUUUUUUUCUGCUUUUCAUUUGUGAUGCUCAGAUCCAAGAUACGUGUGCUAGACUGUACAGGCUUCUCUUUUGUUGGGUUAAAAAUUUUUAGUCCUAUGUUUGUAUGGACAUGUUAGAAUGUAAAGUGACCAAAAUAGAAGACUUGCCAUUAGGUAUUUUUCAGACGUCAGCAGAUUUGUGGCAGAUAAUUUCUUUUUAAAAAUUCAGCUUAAACAGUUCAGGCAGUAGACUACUUGGGAAAACAUUAUUUGACAUAAUUGUCUAAGAGGUAAAUAUUUUUUAGUGCGUAUUGAAUCAAAUAAAGUGCUCUAAAGAAAUUAUUAUACAAAUUUCUUUGGGUUUUUCUUUUCUUAAGUGGUGGUAGUAAAUAUGGUUCAAGCCUUCUAAUGGUAUAUUGGUUUUAUUGCUGUUGAUUUUUUUCAUUCUGUGGCUUUCUUUAGGCUUCUUUUUCAGUUUUAUCAAACUUCAAAACAUAUACCAAAAGGUUCUUGUUAUUUUACUCAAAUUUCAGACUCGUAAGAACAGCUUUCUUAGAAGGAGAACAUCAUUUUAAAAUGCCCUUAUCUAUGUGCAUUUCCUCCUUCCCAUAAUCUUCAUGGUUGCCGUUCAUCAGGAGACUUACCUGCGGGCACAUUUUUGGACAGUGAUGGAUACAGCAUAACUUCAUUUUCCCAAGCCAUUUUGAGUUCUGAUAUUGUAUGCUUGCUCUCUUCAUAUGACUCGUCUUCAUGAUUCUUAGAUAAUAGGUUCUGCCAACAGGGGGAGAAAACCAAAUUUUAAGUAAAUACUUUCUUCUUGAUAUUUGGGGCCUUAAAGGUAAUGUGUUGCUUCUAAAACAUUUCAAUGUGAGAUGGAGUUUUGGGUUUUUGCUUUCUGUUAAUUUAAGAUUGGUUCUUAAAAAGCCACUUAUUGUCAUCAUUUAAUAGGCUCCAUUUCUGUUAACAGAAGGUAAUUCAUAGUGCUGAGGAAUUACUAUUAAGCCACCAUUAUAUGAAGGUGUUCACUUUAGAUUUCAUUAAAGCUUUUUUUCUUGCACAUUGAUCAUUGUGUUUCUAAGCUGAUGUGUUCAGCACUAAUACAAUGGUAAAACAAUAUAAAAAUUUAAUACUGAUAUCUUACAUGUUUCCUAUUCUUUUGUUUUAAAAAGACAAACAUUGAUUAUCUAUCCCUGAAUGCAGUUUGUUUUGAUAUUCCCUCACAUUUGCAUUCUUUGUUAAAAGGGAGUAUUUUAGAUCUGGAGAUGUUAAAUAUUUCCUUAAAAGCUUGCAAACUUUCACCCCACUUCAGACUCUGAUUUCCACUAAGAACAAAGCAUUCCUCAGUCUGUUCCGCUGGCCUAAAUUUAUGUUUUUUAGUACUUGGCUCAGCUGAUUCACUGAAUGAAGGAAUUGCUUUAAAGUCAAUUCCCAUAUUUUUUAUUACAAUAGUUUUUGAGAUUUUUAGUUAAUCCAAAGAAAUAAUGUUUUUAAGUGAAAGAAAAGUUUAUAGUGUGCAGAUUGUAGAUUUAUCAAUUACCUCAGCAGGUAUCCUGCCAUGUAACUUUAGUGAUUAGUGGUUUUUGUUUUUUUCUUUUUUGGCCAGCCUUAGGCAUAUGGAGUUCCUGGGCCAGGGAUCAGAUCCAAGCCACAGUUGUGAGCUACAUACACCACAGCUGUGGCAACACCAGAUCCUUUAACUGCUGUGCUAGGCUGGGGAUUGAACCUGCAUCCUGGCCACCAAUCCUCGAUGCACCAUAGCAGGAACUCCAGUGAUUAGUGUUAAUAAGCCAGUAGAUGUAUGUUUUCUGAAUAUGCCCUUGGGUUGUGGCCAGCCAUGUGUUAUUCAUGCCAUGUGUGUUAAGUGUUCAGAAUGCGAGUAGAUGCUGUGGCCUCGUCUCCCUCGGCCAUUUCAGUCCCUCACCCACUCCUACUUACGUACAACACAUCAAGUAUAAAAGCCUCUUUUUUUUUUUUUUUUUUUUUUUCUUUUUUUCUUUUUAGGGCUGCACCCAUGGCAUAUGGAGAUUCCCAGGCUGGGGGUCCUAUCAGAGCUGUAGCCACCAGCCUACGCCACAGCCACAAAACACUGGAUCCAAGCCUUGUCUGCGACCUACACCACAACCCAUGGCAGCACAGGAUCCUUAACCCACUGAGUGAGGCCAGGGAUGAAACCGGCAUCCUCAUGCAUGCUAGUUGGGUUCGCUAACCACUGAGCCAUGACAGGAACUCCUAAAAGCCUCAUUUCCUGAAGUCAGCGUUACUUACUUGCAUACUCAACAUUGGAUCAGUGCAGUUUUAUAAAACCCACCCUCUCCAACUCCCCUGAUUGAAACAAUCAAGUUCUUAAUUCAUACCGUGCAUUCUUAACUCAUGCCAUCUAAAUUAAUAGUCUGCUAGAGGUGACCCAACGUUUAAGAUGUAUCACGGUUUGAUCAUAUACCAGACCCGGAUGCUUUUAUUUCUCUCACAAUUAUAUCCUCCUUGAUAAAGCAAUAACACUGCUUUAAGUCUGUUGCCUAAUAGCAUGUUAAAAUCUUCUCCUGGAUGGUGAUUUUAUAGGAAAGUUUGUAUGCAUAUCACCCAGUCUAUCUUUUAAAAAUUAAGGAAUUUAAAUGUAUGCCGGAGCUAAUGACAAUAUAUUGUGGCAUUUUAUUUUAAAAGUUGGGGAAAGUUGCAUAUUUUUUUAAAAGCAGGCAUUUGAGUAAAAAAAAAAAUUGAAGGUACUUUUUUAAGAAGUUUAUAUGCCACAGUUUACAUAGACAUUUCAGAUUUCAACAUGUACUCUUGGAUAUAAUGGUUUCUUUCACUUGGUCAAAAUGCAUGUAUAGCAUUUCUUCCAUCUUAGUUCCUUAUGUUUGCCUUCGUGGUCUUUUAUAUAUUUUUUAAUUGUAUCUCUAAGAAACAAAGUUAUCUUUAAAAUAAGUCAAUUUAGAUAUAUUUGUUAUAAUCAAACUACAAAGUGUACAAAAUUAAAUUUAGCCCUUUUCUAGCAAGUGAUCUUUAAAAUGAAAAAUGCUGUUCUUUUAAAUUCACCAAAUUUGUAUGUGGGAAGGCGCUGAAAUGAUUUUGUAAGUGCCACUGCAGUGUUCCCUUUCAAGUGUGACCUAAAUUUCAAUCUAAGAACAAAACGCACGUCUGCUCCUAGUCUGAAAAAUGUAGGCAUUAAGUAUAUAUUUUAAAUCACAGUGAAACAUGUAUAUAAGCCUAUAACAAAGAUUUGUACAAUCUGAAAGCCUGUUAAUUUUCUAUGUAGACAUACCUACACAUGAAAGGGUUAAAUUCACAGCCUUACUAAGUUCCUUGCUUCCAGUAUUUCGACUGGUUUCCUCCCCUCAUUAUUACUAAUCCUACAAUUACUAUUAUUUUUGCACAUAGUUAACUUCCCUUCAAUAUGAUUCUGAAAGAAAAGUGCUGUUUCGGUGGUAUUGUAUUCUCUAAAUAAUCAUAUUUAAUUUUUUUAAACAAGGUUGCAGUUUCUAAUUGUUCCGUUCCUGUGUUUUUUGCUGGUGUGUAAUAAAAGCAAGAUUUUCUUUUCAUGGUUAUUUAAUACAUUAGCUGCCUGUAAAUAUUUCUUGUUCUAAUGCUCUGGAAUGUGUUGUAGAAGUUGUAUUAGAUUAGUUUAAAGCCUUGUUUGAAAGCCACAUUGUUUUGGUUAUUUCUAUUAAAUUAGAAAAUUGAAAAAGUU
This is a messenger RNA of Sus scrofa (pig), 7946 nucleotides long. NCBI's taxonomy places the organism in Eukaryota, Metazoa, Chordata, Mammalia, Artiodactyla, Suidae. The record is from RefSeq and is a predicted model, not a curated record.